This is a messenger RNA of Tilletiopsis washingtonensis, 186 nucleotides long. Its product is annotated as putative ATP18-subunit I/j of the mitochondrial F1F0-ATP synthase. Gene Ontology annotation, molecular function: proton transmembrane transporter activity. The coding region runs from base 1 to 186 and encodes 61 amino acids. Gene Ontology annotation, biological process: proton motive force-driven ATP synthesis. NCBI's taxonomy places the organism in Eukaryota, Fungi, Basidiomycota, Exobasidiomycetes, Entylomatales. The record is from RefSeq and is a predicted model, not a curated record. The transcript is spliced from 2 exons.
AUGCGCAUGCUCGCACACAGCUACCCCACGCCCAUCGUCAAGCCGCUCUGGCCCUUCAUGGCCGCCAGCGUUAUCGUCUUCUUCGGCGUCAGCGCCAUGCAGAACGCCGGCGUCAGCACCGCCGAGGCAAAGGCCAACCCCAAGAACCCGUACGCGCUCAAGGGCGGCAAGGCCGAGCACCACUAA